This is a messenger RNA of Electrophorus electricus (electric eel), 1513 nucleotides long. It is a transcript of the gene c14h8orf33, whose product is annotated as chromosome 14 C8orf33 homolog. The record is from RefSeq and is a predicted model, not a curated record. NCBI's taxonomy places the organism in Eukaryota, Metazoa, Chordata, Actinopteri, Gymnotiformes, Gymnotidae.
CGCGCCACGGCAAGCAUGAGCCAGUAUUUCUUGGAUAUUUGUUGUACUUUUCGAUACAGUGCACUAUAAUUUUACUUCUGAUUAUUUUGUAGACACAGAGUGUCUAAUUUAUCAUCUUAUCGAGUUUCAAUUAAUGUAAAUAUUCCGGUUAAACACAUUUAAAGAAGCGAUAUCCUCAAGACGCUCGCCAAACAAAGUUUACAAAAAAUAUAUCUUACUGUUAAAUAUAAUCCAUUUUUCGGUAGGUUUGGUAUUCUUGCUUUUCGCAGUCGUGGAUGUCAAUCGAAUAACAAAUACUGCACUUCAAGACCUGGGUAAUUCCACUAACAUGACUGAAAAGUAAACGCGGACUAUGACGUUGGGACCGAUAACAUUCUAAUCUUUGAGCGAGAUUAGCUCAUCCUGUUUUUUGUCUCUGGAUUUUGGGCAUCCCAUCUUUUGACUGCGAAUUUGUGUGUGUUUGUAAUAGGCAUGCAGUCAAACGGCAGCACAGCUUCAGGUGAAUUUAAAUGGAAACGUAGUGAUGAGUCCUUCGCCUUUAACUUUCUCUUGGAGUCCAUACCCUCUGGGACCCACAACACCAUGGCUCCCGAGAAAGCCCAGUCUACUGAGGGCACGGGGUCAGAUUCAACUUCAGGUUUCACCUUAAACUUCCAAAUUCCUACAGGAACAGAAGGGACAACACACAGUAGCGAGCUGCAAGUCGAGGCCAUGGAAGCAGAAAAUACAGAAGCGGCAACAACUCAAAGCACAGAGCCAAUCCCAGACACUUCAAACACUAAAACUGGGAAAAAGAAGAAGAAGAAGAAGAAGAAGGAGGAAGGAGCAGAGGACAAACCACAGAAAACCAUGAAUAAAGCAACGGAGGAAGCUCCAAAAGAAGAGAGCACAGAACUGACUCCGGAGCAGCAGUUGAGCAGAGAACUGGAUUGGUGCAUUGAGCAGCUGGAGCUGGGACUGAGAACUCAAAAAUCAUCAAACAAGCAAAGAGAGGAGGCCAUUCGUGCUUUGAAGACCCUGCAUAGCUCCAGAGCUCCCGUAGUGAAAAAGAGGCAGGUGAUGAGAGCUGUAUCCGGAGAUUACAGAAGGAAGAUGGAAGCGGAGAGGGACAGACAAUUCAAGCUCAUACACUCAGCAAUGACUUCAGCAAGGGUCACUGCUGUGUCAGAACCCUCCCACAAACCUGUGUUCUGCUACCGUGCUUCAUCAAGUAGACAGACAACUGCCAUUGCGGAAAACCCACGGGGUACUUGUGGACUUUCUGUUGAGCCUGUGGAAGGAGAAAAUGAGAGUUUCGUUUUACGACCAUCACACGAAGAAUUUCGCUUCAACUUUGACCUAUGAUCAGAUGCUGUGAGCAUGGAUGUGGUUCUUUUACCCACAUAACUUGCACCUUCAUUUGAAUCAUACAUUGCAGAAUCAAAGUACAUCAUUUUGGACCUAGGUAUUUUUAUCAUGUUAUGAAGUGAGUUUGGGUCGGUCAUGACUUUGGUCAAUAAAGAUUAAAAACGUA